Messenger RNA from Oncorhynchus keta (chum salmon), 3143 nucleotides. Its product is annotated as actin nucleation-promoting factor WASL-like. Gene Ontology annotation, molecular function: microtubule binding; actin binding. The transcript has 11 exons. Gene Ontology annotation, cellular component: cytoplasm; nucleus; endoplasmic reticulum membrane. The coding region runs from base 544 to 2073 and encodes 509 amino acids. NCBI's taxonomy places the organism in Eukaryota, Metazoa, Chordata, Actinopteri, Salmoniformes, Salmonidae. Gene Ontology annotation, biological process: actin filament organization. The record is from RefSeq and is a predicted model, not a curated record.
UGGCUUAGUUAUAAGAAUCUUUGGUAUAAGCAUAGGUGGACUGGAUCGUACCGUUCUCUCCAAAAAUAUUUUAAUUGCGCUUCUUUUGACGAAUUUGCAUUCAUUUUUUAUAUAAAGAUUGUAUAUGUGUAUGUGAUACAUGUUGUGUAACAACCGUUUAAUGCUCUCAAGAUGAUCUAGUCUUGAAUUUCAAAAAGUGCGCACUCCCCCCGUUAGGUGUUUGGUUUAUUCCCACAGACUGCCAUGUUGGAUUGAGCCACAAAUCUGCUGCUGUUCGCGCUGGAGUUCCGAUGAAACUUUAGUAUCUACCUCCUUCAGGACGUUGCAGUAAUGUUCUCAUAAUUUGGAUUGAAGGAGGACCUUGCGUUGUGUUUGGAACCAACGGGGAUGUUCGCGUACUAAAGCGGUUUCUAUCGGGUUGUGGUCAGACGUGCAUGGAUGUGAGGGUCCGGUUGCAGGCCACGGCAGAUCAAUGACUAUUUGUUUGAGUUUCAUACAACGACGAAUCGGAAUCAUAACACACCUUUUGGUUGAUUGUCAGUAAUGAGUGGCCAUCUGCCGCAACGGCGGCCCGCUAACAAUGGAUCCAUACUGCUAACCCCACAAGAGAACGACUGUCUAUUCAAUUACCUCGGCAGAAAAUGCACGUCGCUGUGUUCUGCGGUGGUGCAGGUAUAUGCAGCAGACAGGAACUCCGCCUGGACCAAGAGGUGCUGUGGUGUGGCCUGUCUGGUCAAAGACAACCCAGCACGAUCCUACUUUAUCAGGGUGUUUGACAUCAAGGAGGGUAAAACCGUGUUUGAGCAGGAGCUCUACAACAACUUCUCAAUCACCGUUUCCAAAUCUUACUUCUUCACGUUCGCAGGAGAUUCGUGCCAGAUGGGACUGAACUUCGCAAGCGAGGAGGAGGCCAAGCAUUUCCGGGUCGCCGUGGGAGACCUGCUGGGGAGACGACAGAGAAAAUCUGAAAAGAGAUGUGACCCUCCAGGUCAAAAUGGCCCGGCCCUGCCCAUGGCCACGGUGGACAUCAAGAACCCAGAGAUCAACACUGUGUCACGGUUCCACGGACACACCUCUCAGACUAACAUGGUGAGCAGCAGCUUCAACAACAACAAGAAGGAGAAGAAGGUGAAGGGAAAGAAGGGCAAGAAGCUGACCAAGGCAGACAUCGGAACUCCCAGCAACUUCCAGCACGUUGGGCACGUCGGCUGGGACCCUAACACAGGCUUCGAUUUGAACAACCUAGACCCGGAGCUGAAGAACCUGUUUGACAUGUGUGGCAUCUCUGAGGCCCAGCUGAAGGACAAGGAGACCUCCAAGGUCAUCUAUGACUUCAUCGAGAAGAAGGGAGGCGUGGAGGCAGUCAAGAUCGAGCUCCGCAGACAAGGUGUCCCCCCACCCCCUCCUUCCAGAGGUGGACCACCACCCCCUCCCCCACACCAGACUUCCGGCCCCCCGCCCCCACCCAUCAGGGGAAGGGGCGCACCUCCACCUCCUCCCCCCUCCAGAGCGCCCACCUCAGCCCCACCACCACCUCCCCCCUCCAGAACAGGCAUGGGAGCUCCACCCCCACCCCCAACCAGAGGCCCUCUGCCCCCUCCUCCCCAGCCUUCCCAUGCCUCCCUGGCUCCCCAUGCCCCACCACCUCCCCCGCCUCCCUCCUCCGCCCCAGCAGGUAUGGGUUCCGGAGCACCCCCUCCUCCUCCCCCGCCUCCCGGCCCUCCUCCCCCACCCAUGCUGCUGGAAGCUGAUGGAGGUGGUGCUGGUAAGCCCUCAGCCCUGUUGAGCCAGAUCAGGGAGGGGGCUCCGCUGAAGAAGGUGGAGCAGAAGGAGAGGCCCAUUUCCACCAGCACCGGCCGAGACGGUCUCCUCGAACAGAUACGACAGGGAAAGCAGCUAAAGGCUGUGACUGACGAACCAGUGUCAGGAGGACCCGCCAGUCCUUCAGCCGGCAUCGUAGGAGCUCUGAUGGAGGUGAUGCAGAAGAGGAGCAAAGCCAUCCACUCCUCAGAUGAUGACGACGAUGAUGAUGAGGAAGAGGACUUUGAGGAUGAUGAUGAGUGGGAUGACUAGUGGACCCCCCCAGAUUAUGACAACACUACAUUGUUCCUAAAUUGUUUUUCUAAAUCUUAUUCAAAUGAUAAUGUAAAUGUUUUAUCAAUUUGCUGUAUAUUUUUGUUGCCUUCAUGCUUUUUUUUUUAUUUGUAUUCUGUGCAAUACCUCAUUUAAUCUGUAAAGGUUUGUCAUGUUCUCUUUCUGUAAAGUUGUUCUCUCCUGCAUUAACAUUUUUUUAUGUCAAGUUUCUCUUGAUCUGUAGAGUUCAGUCAGUGACUGGAGGGAGAACAAAUGAACAAACUGACAGGGCCCUAAAUGUUAAGAGUUGUUAAAAAUCGAGAACACUAUUUUCAUACCCUUCUCUUACUUACUUUUUACUUAUUCAAAAAUCCUAGUUUAGCACUCUUAUUUUCUUACGAAAUCAGCUCUGUUGGAAUAUUUAGUCCCAUUCGCUGUUGAUGGUAAAUCUACUCAGAGUUUGUAUUUUUGCACGAAUUGAAAGAAGAGGCUCAGUACGUGAAUACGGAGCAGUAUCAUGGCUGUAUCUGCAACGUUAUGCUUUAAAGGCUACCGAUAUCACUUCAAUUAUCCAAUACUGUCAACCCGUACACUACACACACACACACACACACACCGCUGUCUUGCUCUGCGUUUCGGCUUGUUUCAUCAGUUACAGUAUAUAGUUACAGUAUACUCUACAAACAUUAUUUGUUUUACUGUAGCAAUCAGCCGACUGCAGUUCUUUGUUUGAAUCAGGUCGGUGCGGAUGCAAAGCUUGAGGAUGAAUUCGUUUUGGUAACUUAAUAUGACAUCUGAACUGUUUCACUAACAAACUGUCCUUCAGGACCAGUGAACUACACUAACACUCAUCUACCAUUGACACUAACCUAGUCUCUACACAGAGGGAUACUGCUUUCUCAUUGGGGAAGGGAACUAAUGCUGUUUUUUACAGUAUCGCUCUGUCUGUUUUCACGGUUAGUGAAACUCUGUUCAGUAACCAGGAUAUAUGGACCUCAAACCUUCAGAAAUUAGGUUGGAAGAAUAAUGGACUAUUAAAUUGUACACUCAAAUAAAUGUUAAUAUUUACA